UCUUAUGUACAGUAGUAUAUUUCGUUCAGUUUCCCUAUACAGUACUGAGGGACAUAAUACCUACGAACGUUAUGGAGACGUGAGUUUUCUGUGAAGUUUUCAUACUGUAACUCGUGCGUGAGGAACAAGAUUUGGACCGUACUUAAACGAAUUUUCAAAUUUCUAGCCGUAAUAGUUUUUAUCCGAUGCCCAAAUUACGUUCCCGAAUUUUGUGAAAGGCGUGACUGUGUUUUUGUAUCUUCUCACCUUGGCGAUUCAUGGAGGAUGGGAGGAAUUUUGUCUCGGUUCCGCAAGCGCCAAUCGGCAAGUGAACGAUUGGCAUCCAUUGUGAAGGAAAUCAAAAUACUCGAAGAGGAAAAAUCAAGUACUCAAAAGUGGGAGCAGCGGGUAGUCUCAGGAUGGAUCACUUACUCAGUGAUUUUUUAUUUGAUCGUUUUCGGCAUUUAUGCUUUCUUCCUUAUGCCACCGACUGCUUGGGAGAAAGGGCUGUAUACAGUGCUGUUGCUCUUGGUUCCCGUCUUUAUUUAUGCCGGGAAGCGGUUUGUCAACUGGUACUAUUCAUCAAAGAUCCAAAGAGAUCAAGACCAUCUCGUAGAGCUCUACAAGGAGAAGUCUAAGAUAGUGGAUCUCGUGAUGGAAACCGAAACAUUCAACGUUGCUUCUGCAAUUCUUGGAAAGUUUGCUCCAGAACAACUUCGAAAAUUGACUCCGAAACCCGAACAGGAGCAAAAACCAGAUUUCAACCGUAGUAUUCUGAACACCCCGUUCGGUUCCAAUUCGCUGUCCAGCUCGCCUGGCAUGCGUUACCGAAGCGCUUCCACAUCAAUGCGAGGUCGGGGUAAUAACUUGGGUCCACUGCGUCGGGCUUUGCCAAUGCAAAGUCCGUUGCCCGGUACUCCAGUUCGUCCAAUGGAGUUGGGAGCUUCGCAGUUCUCUCCGGCCUUUGCCCGCGGACCUCUUGUUGGGCCUCCUCCUGGACCACCAUUGCCAAGACCUAUUCCUGCGCGAGACAGAUCCAUACUUCGUCAAGUUGUUGACGGACUAAUGGGAGAAGGACCUGGUUCCAAUUAUGCCCUGAUCUGCCGCCACUGCCAAUCGCACAAUGGUCUUGCAAUGAAAGAAGAAUUUGAUUUCCUUGCCUUUCGCUGUGCGUAUUGUUACAACUUCAACCCUGCGCGGAAGGUCAAACCAUCGGCGCCAAGACUGCCAAUGCCUCCUCCUCAAUCAUUGCCUGGCUCUCCGCGGCCUCCUCGAAGUGAUGGAAGUUUGUUCAAAUCUCCCUCUGAGUCGCAUCUCAACGAACAGCCUUUUGGAGAACGAAAAGCCAUGAGUGAUGUAGACUUCGAAAGUGACGAUAAGGAAUCGGAGGAUUUGCUCGUGAAAAAUGGCAUUACUUCAUCUGAAGAAGGUUCGAAUGUCGACAGGUCCAAAAUUGGCUUCAUUGGUCUGGGUAAUAUGGGCGGGCCCAUGGCUCUGAAUCUUUUGAAGAAAGGCCAUGAAGUGGUAGCCUUUGAUAUUUCAAAAUCUGCCUUAAAAACCCUCGAGGAGAAAGGCGGCAUCAGCAAGGAUUCACCUGCAAAAGUUGCUUCAGAAGCGGAUAUCAUCGUUACUAUGCUGCCGGAUUCCAUUUGUGUGCGAAAGACGUACACUGGAGAGAAUGGCAUCUUUUCAGGCAUGUCCAACGGAAUGAUGCUGAUCGACAGCAGUACAAUUGAACCAGAAGUUCCGAAGGAGUUGGCUGCUCUCGCUUCUGCAAAAGGAGCCGUUUUUGUUGAUGCACCUGUGUCCGGAGGAGUCAAUGCCGCAAAAGCUGGGUCACUAACAUUCAUGGUCGGUUGUACCGAUGUGAGUACAUUUAGCGUUGCGAAAGACAUCCUGGAGAACAUGGGAAAAAACAUUGUGCAUUGCGGUCCUGUUGGAGCUGGACAGGCUGCAAAAAUCUGUAACAACAUGCUCUUGGCAAUAUCCAUGAUUGGUACGUCAGAGAUUAUGAAUCUUGGCAUCAAACUGGGAUUGGAUCCAAAAGUCUUGGCUUCUAUUGUGAAUUCGAGUUCCGGUCGCUGUUGGUCGAGCGAAGUGUACAAUCCCGUUCCUGGAGUGAUGGAUGGUGUACCUAGUUCGAAUGGUUACCAGGGUGGAUUUGGAUCUGCAUUGAUGACGAAAGACCUGGGUUUGGCCCAAAGCGCGUCAACUGCUGCCAAGACCCCCACUCCAUUGGGCUCGUUAGCUCAUCAGAUUUACAAGCUUAUGCUCGUGCAAGGAUAUGGUCAUUUGGAUUUCUCGUCCGUCUUUAAAUUCCUGAGUGAGGAUAAAAAAGUGUAA
Molecule: messenger RNA, 2322 nt
Organism: Notodromas monacha
Lineage: Eukaryota; Metazoa; Arthropoda; Ostracoda; Podocopida; Cyprididae
Source: the annotation of a GenBank genome assembly